UUAAUAUAACUGUAUUACUCGUUACAAUUGUACUUACGAAAAUAUACAAAAAAAAUAGUUCCGCUAAACGGUUCAAAUUAGGUAUGCUUGAACGGUGUUGGUAUAUUAGUGUACGUAUGUACGCGUGUCUGAUUUCAGCAUACACAACUCGGCGCUUAUGGAACGAAGAAAAACUAGAGAGUAAAAUAAAGAAAUGAGAGUAGAAUUGGUGGUUAAUUCUUUCUUUGGAAAAACGAAAGCUACGGUAUCGUAUAUAUCGCGCAACGGUAAUUAAAACAUAUCUUGAAAUGAAUUAUUUAUAAUCUUUUGUGAUUAAUUACUUCAUUUAUUAAUAGUUUUGUACAAUAAUGCGCAGUAGUAAUAUGCAGUAAUAAUGCUUCAAAUUUUCCUAAAAAUAUUACAUUUACAAAUAUAUCUACAUUUUAUAUAUUUCUAAAAAAUUGCGAGUUUUUAAUUAUCCCUUUACUAAAUCUUGUCGCGGUCGCGACCAACAGAACUGAGGAAAUACGAAAGAAUGUCGACAAUUUUCUUUGUUGCUAGGCAAUGCCUUUUGAAUACAAUUAUACGUUUUCUCUUGCACGUUCAUAAAUCUUCUUCGAGCAUGUAACGUGUCAUAGUACGUGAUCACGGACUCUUCUUUUUUCGGCGAUGCUCACUCAAAAAUCAAUUUAAUUGCGCCGGUGAAAUCGAGCGCAGUAAGUAUAACGACGCGUAACGUUUGAGAAUGAAAGAGAGGAAAAUUGAAGAGUCAUUAAAAACCCCUCUUAGCGGACGAGCAAUGUCACUUUCACGAUCUCGCGUUCCGCUACUGAUGAAUAUGAGACAGCGAGUGUACUCGAACAAAUGACGGAACACCUGUCCGUCCACAUUUUAAAUUCUUCCAGACAAAAUUAUCCACUUAUCGCACAAAUUAAUAUCAAAAUUAUUUGCAGGCGCUCUCAUUCAGUCUAUAAAUAAAUUCUCAGUUUCAGGCAUUGAAGAAUUAACAAUUGUCGUUUGAUGCAGCAAUGAAGCAAUAUAUGCGAUGUCGCUUCUUUUGGGCUAUCGCAUAUUCAAAAUAAAUAAAUGAACAAUGAAUAAAUUAUCAACAUCAAUGCGCAAACGAGCGAGUGCACGCAUCGUACACCCAUCGCUUCUUUCCCUCUCCAAGCCGCAACCCUCCACGUCUGCAUGCCUCUUAUGUUGUCUUCACUCUUCGCGCGACGGGUCCUCUCGCUCCUCCGGGGCAUCGGAUGAGAGACACGAGGCAAGGAGUUCAGGUGUAUGUACGUCGCGGAUACCAGAGGGGAUUUCGUUGAGCUGGCUGGCGACCGGCUUCUCUCAAAUUGUCGGCGUGGGGAUAACUGGAGCUUCGGUUGAAGUCAAGUGUAUCGCGAAGUGGUACGCAAUGUUGCAGAGUUGCGGUGUGCGUGCGACACGACGGACGGACGGACGGACGGAAGAAACGCCGCCACGGCCUGAAGCGCACACCUGAAGCGCACGAAGAAGAAACCGGCAGUAGCAUCCAGGACACGAAGAGGAGGACUUCGCGACUCGCGGCUUCUUCAAGGCUCCUGCUCCUUAAUGCAGGCAGAAGAUAUGCGACUCUACGCUGUUGUUCUUCUUACAUGGGCGGCAAUUGUAACAGCAUCCCCGGAAUCUAACAUCUCGAAUUCGAGUGGCGAAGAGGCCGUUGAUCACACGGAGUCCCACGAUUCGCCGGCGAGGAAGAUAGUGCAGCCUUACGUGACGGGCAUAGAAGCGCGAAGUUCUGGACAAACGGGCACCGAGGAUCACUCUAACGAUGUUGCGAAUGUCGGUUUAAGUGGAUCAGCAGCGGUUCGCAGCGGCGAGAGAGGAUCGAGCGAUGCUACCACGACCGAUUCUUCCCCAGCCCCAGCGGUUUACGUAACGCCGUUCACCGGCACUGCGAGCGAUGCGUAUCCGUUUGGAGAGCACCUCGAUCUGCGCGAUUCCGGGUACACCGUACCCGAUGAUGUGCUGGUCGUCGAAAACGCCGGCAGUUUUGGACAGAGGGUCCGGCAGGGCCACCUGGAUGACCAGAAGGCCGCCAGGAACAUCGACGACCGGCAGGACGACGAUUACGCCUACCGGAAGUCCUUCAGCAGCACCGUGUCCUUCCUCGAGGACAGGGGCGACCGCGAAAGACCUUACGCGUUCACUACUAGGAAACCACUCGUGCUGAAGGAAGAACAUAAUUUAGCAGACGAUUCGUCGUCUACCGAAUCGAAAGCGAUCGAGUUCGAGGCGUUCACGAGGAAUUUCGAUAAAGUUUCUGGCAUCGCGAGCACAACGGAAGCUCGGCCGCUAGACAAGAAGAACACUGCUUCGACCGAGGAGGAGUCCGAGAUUCUCCCGCAGCCGCAGGCAAGGUUGUCUCGAAGGUACAACGGUACCGCGAACGAAAACGCGAAGUUCCCGGAAUCCAGCGAGAAGACAAAGAGCGUCGUGAGGACUUCAACAUCGGUGGAGAUCAGCCCGUCGUUGCAACCGGGGAGAUUCUCGGGCCCCAUCGUGGUGCCUGAGCUGCCUGAUGAAGAAAUUCGGGACGUAGUGGUUGAUUACUUGGACGACGACAACUUGGACGCUUCUAGGAUUAAAUUUGGCAGGAACGAAAAGAAGAACUUGGAGAUCGGCGCGAGGGGUUCCAGGCUGGCGGCUUCCAAGGGCAUAACAAUGUCGUCGAUCAUGCUGAAGCCUUUGCAGGUCGGGAUCACGCUGGUGAAUGCCGACCAAGCUGCUCUCGACAAUGAACAAUCCGCCGCGACCGAUACGGACUAUGUUCAGGACGAUCUGCAGCGUUUGGCGAUUGCUGACGGAGGACCCGCGGAGUACAAAGGGAACCAAUCGCGCGACAGCUACAAGGAUGAAAGUUUCCAACGCGUCAAGGAAGAAAAACCCGUCGAGGCCGUCACGCAGAAGGUCCUCGACAAUUCCGUCGAGAUCCAGAAGUCCAUCGAGAUUUUCCAUACCGCGCCCGUGCACGAGAUUCAUUACCCCGUGGAAUACGUUCAACAAACGUCCAACCUUGGUGUCAUUGAGAGCAACAGUAUCGGGAACGCGCAGAGGUGGAAGCAGGCGCACGGCCAAGACGAACGAUCGGAAUUGCAAUCGAACUACGACGUUUAUCAAGGUAACGACCAGGUAGAGAAAAAUGUCAUUAAGGCACACGCGUCCACGCUCUCCCAGAGGUACAAUCGACACGAGUAUGAUACCUCUGAAAACAAGCCGACGUCCUCGGUCUUGAUCGCCGAGUUCUCAUCGAAUACCCAGCAAAUGCCAGCCGAGGACGUCGGGUCGCAGCCGUUCAAGUAUAACGACGUGCAGCCCGUUUUACUGCUUCCGAGCCAGUCCGGCGAUGCGUUACGCGAUCAAUCCGACCCGCAGCAUAGUUUUAACGGCGACAGUGACGUGCCACCUCGCGCGAAACCCAUUGGAAGCCCCGCGAGCCAGGAAGUGGCGAACAAAUACGUGAAGACUUACGUUCCGGGCACGUAUCGGCCGCAGCAGUCGCAAUCGGGCCAACUGAUUGAUCACCAGCAUCCGUUACGCUCGUCGGAGACGCGGCGACCGGAAACGCAGCAGCAGCUGCUUCUCAAGAUCAUCCCCAACGGAUCCGCAGGCGACGGGGGAUUCCUGGUGCCGCUGCCGCGUCCCUAUCCCAUCGAGAAGAUCGUCGAGAAGACUGUCCAUGUGCCGCAUCCAGUCGAAGUCGAAAAGGUCAUCGAGAAGACGGUACAGGUGCCGGUUGCGGUGCCAGUUGCUCAGCCGUACCCCGUGCACGUGAUGCCGGAACGGCAGAUCCGGGUGCAGCAUCUGUACCCGGUCCACGUCGAGAGGCGAGCGCCGUACACGUUGGUCCAGCGGCCGCUGCCGCAGUCUUCCUAUUCGCUGCACAUGCGACUUCCGGUAGCUUACUCGACGACUCACACGGCAGAGAAGGCGACGGAGAAGCCGAUUGUGACGUCGGGGGUAGCACCGCGCCUUCCGCGGCCGUAUCGCGUGGACGUGGAGAGGCAGCCAUCGAUUAACAGCGGUUCAGUUGACAUCACGUACCGGCAGAAAUCCAACGCCGAGUCGAUCCUCGAGAACCUGGUCCCUCGAGGUACCGGGGAAGCGGCGGCAAGACCGAGCGAGGUGAACGCUUCGCGGUUUCAUCACGGGACUCCAGGGUACGGGCAAUCAUUGGCAGCGUACAAUUACGUCAACACGCCGCACUACCCCGACGUCAGGACGCUGAUGAUACUGCCGAGGGGGUACGCGGCGACAUCACGGCCGCACGCGGUACCCUCGCUGUACACGGUGCCGGUGGCCGUCAGGCGACAGAUCGCGUACAACCUGCUGGAGAAGGACGGAGCGACGAAGGGCGACGAGUACCUGGGGCCCGCACCAUUGUCACACAAGAACAUCCCCCGGAGCAAGACGAGGUCACCGCAGUAUCCCGCAAACAGUAUUGCCGCGCAGUCGCAGUCGCAGUCGGCGACAACGACCGGUGUCCUCAGGAAAUCGAGGCAGCCGGAGGCGCGGUAUCCCGGCAGCUUCCGGCAGUCGAAGAUGGAGUACGGCUUCAAGCCGCCCAUGGUACCGUCCGUGCAGUACGACGAGAGCACUGCAACUAAAGUUGAAAAUUGAUGCGACAGUCUUAUGAUAGAAAUGUAAUAAUGACAGCGCGCAAGAGUCUGGAGCGCUGAUAGUGAAGAUAGGUAUACCUAACGGAUGGCUCCCGAAGGAUGGAUUCUUCAGGUGUUAUCAAGUUCUGCAAACUCUUGCGUUAUCUGGAAAUAUUUUAGCAAUAAUUGUACGUUAUUUGCGAUAUUUUGUAUUUUCUGGAUAUGUUAUAUUGCAACUUACAAAUGUUUAUUACGCGUUUUAUAUAUGUUAGAGAUUUGUUGUUUCCUAUCGCAUCUAUGUGCUGCGCCGUUUAAUUUAUUCUAGUUUGAAUGCGAUCUAAAUUGUUUUGCAAUUUGGCGUGAUGACACCUUGUUAUAUCUUAUAGUAGAUAUCUCGUAUGACGGAUUACCGUGUAUAAAUAUCUCUCUGGAAUUAUCUCAUUAGCGUCGCAGAUGGAUAACGUAAUGAGAAGUAUGGGCGAUACAGCUCACAAGUUCGCAACUGUAACAUACAUAUACAUAUAAAUGCUCUGUUUUGGUUUAUCCUUCACCGUUAACAAUAAAUAAUGCGACUUAAUACUGUCAUUGCUAACAUAAAAUACGAAAACGAUAUGUUUAAAUAUGUAA
This is a messenger RNA of Ooceraea biroi (clonal raider ant), 5237 nucleotides long. RefSeq lists its product as uncharacterized. The record is from RefSeq and is a predicted model, not a curated record. Lineage: Eukaryota; Metazoa; Arthropoda; Insecta; Hymenoptera; Formicidae.